AUGACGACCCCGGCUAAGUUAUACGGCAGAGAGUUGUCAACAUACGAUGAAAUCGAUGUCGACGAACUCUUGGCCAAGUUGUCACAAGAAGAGUUGACAAUGCUGGCAAAAGAAGUAGACCCCGACGAUACAUUUUUACCACCCUCACAAAGAACAAAUUACGCAUGUGAAAAGGAUCCCACAGGCCCACUAAACCGAAAGAAAUUGAUUGAACACAUAAAUAAGCAGGCACUGGAAACGCCAGACAGACCAGAGGUGAAACCAUAUGUUGCUGGUGUCAUUAGAGGGAAAAAGUGGAUUCCUCCACCUCCUCCAGAAAAAGUGCGUGAUGCUGAUGAACAAAUUACAAUAGAUCUUGGAGAUGAAUAUGAGCAGGCCCUAACAACUGCCUCGCAAGAGGAAAUUAUUGACCUUGCCGCUAUUCUUGGUUUCCACUCAAUGAUGAACCAGGACCAGUAUCACGCCUCACUCCUCAACAAGGGGCAGCCUGUAGGUCUUGGAUGGGAUGGCAUCACAAAAGCUACAAAACCUAAGGUAUUUCCCAUGGACCCGCCUAAUGACACAGAUCCUGAUGACACUAUAAAAAGGGUGCAGGAAAAUGACCAGAAAUUAACAGAUCUCAAUUGGAACAAUAUUAAGAACAUAAGUGACGAGAAAUUCGAAAAGCUAUUCGAGGCGCUAAAGACGAACACACAUCUUGAGGUGCUGUCCCUCGUGAACGUGGGUCUCAACGACCGCACGGCGCAGCUGCUUGCGGACGCGCUAGAACAAAAUACGACACUGCGAGUCGUCAACGUCGAGACAAACUUCAUUAGUCCCCCCGGCGUCGUCCAAUUAGUCAAAUCGUUGCUGACGACUACCACCGUUGAAGAGUUCCGUGCUUCUAACCAGCGGUCGCAGGUCCUCGGCAAUAAAAUCGAGAUGGAAAUCACAAAGUUGGUAGAGGCGAACCCAACACUACUACGGCUGGGUCUGCAUCUCGAGUACAGUGACGCACGCCAUCGCGUAGCCAGCCACCUGCAGAGGAACAUCGACAGAAAUUGCCGAGUACAAAAGCGCACUAGCGUGUCCCUGCGGCUGCGGUUGCCACGCGGCCGCCCGCCCGCCGUCGGUAUCGACCCUAACCUCUUCAACCUAACGCCACCUAGCGCCGAGACCCCCACGCCCACCAAAGAGUCGGUAAUAGAGAAACCGGUCAUCAAUGAAAGCGUCGAAAACACCAUUUUAAUACCCGCCGACGAGAUACAGGAAAAGAGAGAGAACGGAUUGAACCCGUCGUCGACGCAGUUGCCAGACUUUAACCCCAACCCGUUCUCUACGGAAAGACCUAACGCUACGACUCCAGUUCAGUACGCCAGCAGCGACGGAGCCAGAAUAGUGCUUAGAGGAAACAACGACGGUUGUGGUGGGAGACUUCUUCGCUUGACCCGAUGCACUCGCAGCCGUAGCUAUGUAGUGGGUUGGAUCCCAUGA
Messenger RNA from Leptosia nina, 1473 nucleotides. Lineage: Eukaryota; Metazoa; Arthropoda; Insecta; Lepidoptera; Pieridae. The record is from the annotation of a GenBank genome assembly.